CAUUUAUAUAUAUUUUUAUUUAAUUUUAAUAACAAACAAUAUAAGUCCAUCAUUUUGUACCAAUUCACACAAAACCUUAAACAGAAUCACAUAAUGUUCUUUCCAAAAUUAUCUCCUACAAUUUUCUUGUUUUUCUUCCUUAAUCUCCUCAUCUCCACCUCCAUCAAUGCUAUCAAAACACCAACCCCAACUCAAUCUCAACUCAAUGUCAUCAAACAAUUCUUAACUUUUCAAAACAAGGCUCGGGCCGCUCUCCGUAUGCCGCCAUUGGUGUGGGACUCAAAGCUUGCACGCUAUGCAGACCUUUAUGCUAGGCAAAGACGGAACGACUGUCUGUUGAAACAUUCCAAUGGACCUUACGGGGAGAAUAUAUUUUGGGGUAGUGGUGAUGGAUGGACUCCUGCUCAAGCAUCACUCGCAUGGGUGGCGGAACAACGGUGGUAUCGGUAUGGCUCGAAUUCUUGUGGUGGAGGAAAGGAAUGCGGUCACUAUACACAAAUUGUGUGGAAAACUACCAAGAGGAUUGGGUGUGCUAGAGUGACUUGCUUUGGGGGUAGGGGUGUUUUCAUCACUUGCAAUUAUUUUCCUCCUGGUAACUUUAUCGGUGAGAAGCCUUAUUGAUGUUUUAGCCAUAAUUUUGGUAGACAAAACACCAAUAAGAUAUGUGAAUUUUAUUCUUCAUAUUUUUAGAAAUAUUCUAAAAAAUCUAUUAUUUUAUGAAUAAACUGAUAAUAAUUUUGAGUUUACAAGAUUCAUUUUGUUUUACUAUUAAAUGUUUGUAAGGAUAUUUUUAAAUCAAUAUCUAACAUUUUACUAA
This is a messenger RNA of Lactuca sativa (garden lettuce), 817 nucleotides long. RefSeq names its product pathogenesis-related protein PR-1. NCBI's taxonomy places the organism in Eukaryota, Viridiplantae, Streptophyta, Magnoliopsida, Asterales, Asteraceae. The record is from RefSeq and is a predicted model, not a curated record. Gene Ontology annotation, cellular component: extracellular region.